Molecule: messenger RNA, 813 nt
Organism: Drosophila yakuba
Lineage: Eukaryota; Metazoa; Arthropoda; Insecta; Diptera; Drosophilidae
Exons: 1
Coding region: 1-813 (270 amino acids)
Source: RefSeq, a predicted model, not a curated record
AUGCGUCCUCCACCAGACAUUUGGAAGGAAAAGCCUUCACCAACAAGCAAAUUUCUGAUAAUAACCAGAACCGAUGAAACAACUUUCGCAGGAGUCUCACCGUUCACGAUCAAAAAUGUAAUUGACCUCACGGCCGAAGGUGCAGUCGUUAGUUGUAAGAGACUACGCGACGGAAACCUUCUCCUACAAACAAAGACAACCAUUCUGCACAUACCCGUAGCAGUCUCAGAGCACCGAACUCUGAACUACUCAAAGGGUGUAAUAUACUUCAACGAUCUACGGGGAAUUGAGGAAGAAGAGAUUCUUCAUCACCUGAAAAGCCAAAAAGUUUCCGCCGUAAGAAAAAUUAUGAAGACUCUUACAGUAGAGCCGACAGAAACUGGACUUAUUACCCUGACAUUCGAAAAACUAGACCUCCCGGAAUACGUCUAUAUUGGAUACGAAAGAGUCCAAGUUCGUCCUGAUAUACCAGCCCCAAUGAGAUGCAACAACUGUCUACGUCUAGGCCAUCUCCAAAAAUUCUGUAAGAACACAGAGACCUGCUUUAUGUGCAGCCAACCUGCACAUAUCGACUUCACAUCAGGGGAAAAAUGCGAACGCGGAGUCUGCUGCAUCAACUGUACCGGAAAAAGGAUGCCGGAUAAUAAACACCAUCCUAGAGACAGAAAUUGCCCAGUAUUUUUUAGCAAUAAAGAAAUACAAGCUAUAAAAACCCUCCAAAAAGUGGACAACAGAACUGCCUGGUCGCUAUACAGGAAGAGACACCAUCAUGAUGGAUCCCUUUACGCAUCGGUGGCAAUACACAACGAUUGA